Messenger RNA from Trichomonas vaginalis G3, 543 nucleotides. Its product is annotated as RNA polymerase II transcription regulator recruiting protein. Gene Ontology annotation, biological process: regulation of DNA-templated transcription. Gene Ontology annotation, molecular function: RNA polymerase II cis-regulatory region sequence-specific DNA binding; DNA-binding transcription factor activity, RNA polymerase II-specific. NCBI's taxonomy places the organism in Eukaryota, Parabasalia, Trichomonadida, Trichomonadidae. The record is from RefSeq and is a predicted model, not a curated record. The coding region runs from base 1 to 543 and encodes 180 amino acids. The transcript has a single exon. Gene Ontology annotation, cellular component: nucleus.
AUGGCUGACAGAAUUAACUUCAUUAUGGAUAGAUUACUACCUAAUGGACAUGCACCUUGCGAGGAUUGCUGCAGCAGAACCAAGUUUACCCCUAAGGAAGACGCAAAGCUCCUUAAAUUAGUCCAAGAGAGUGGACGCUCACCAAAUUGGAGAGAAAUUUCUAACAUAAUGCAAAGCAGAACACCAAGACAGUGCCGCGAAAGAUACCAAAAUUAUUUGUGCCCAAGAAUAAACCACAAAGAUUUCACACAGGAAGAAGAUGAGAUGAUUCUCAAGCAGUUUUCCAUUCAUGGCAACAAAUGGAACGCAAUCGCAAAAAUGUUCAAGGGAAGAACAGGAAAUAUGAUCAGAAACCGCUGGCAAACUUUAAUCAGAAAAGCAAAUAAAAAGUCAAGAUCUAACAAGAAAAAACGCGAAAAAAUAAUACAAGAAUCGCCAAAAGUUAGUGAUGAACCUGAGUCCCCUAUAGUUAAAGUAGAUCUUGAGGUUAAGGACAAAACACCAUCAAUCUUUGACGCUUUAUUCUCAAUGAUGGACUAUUAA